This is a messenger RNA of Bicyclus anynana (squinting bush brown), 935 nucleotides long. RefSeq names its product glutaredoxin 3 (gene Grx3). The transcript is spliced from 4 exons. The record is from RefSeq and is a predicted model, not a curated record. The coding region runs from base 213 to 872 and encodes 219 amino acids. Lineage: Eukaryota; Metazoa; Arthropoda; Insecta; Lepidoptera; Nymphalidae.
UUUGUGAUUGUGAAUGUGUUUGAAAUUGUCAAAAAAAAGUCAAAUAUUAGAUUAAAAAGUCAUACGAAUUACGAGAUUUCGUUUCGUUCGUAUUUUGUAAUUUGUCCAUUGAUUUAUAGUGAACAGAAAGUGUAUUAACCUAUUUUAAUAAAACAGACAUAUAAUAGUUAAAUAAGAAAACCACACCAUAAUAUACAUAACCCUAUUCCGAAAUGUCGGUCACGAACAUAGAUACUGUUGAUAAUUUUGUUAAUUUUAUAAGAUCACCAUCUUUAGCAGUUGUCCAUUUUUCUGCAGAAUGGGCAGAACAGUGCAUUCAAGUAACUGACAUCCUCAAAGAGUUAUCCAAACUACCAGAAGUUCAAUCUAGUGGCAGUAAAUUUGGUGUGUGUGAUGCUGAAAAUCUUUCUGAAAUAUCAUUGCAGUAUAAGGUUGAUUCAGUUCCAACUGUAAUAUUGUUUAAAAAUGGUUCAGCAGUAGACAGAGUUGAUGGAGCUGAUGCUGCUCAAAUCACAUCUAAAGUCAGAUCCCAAUGUGGGGCUAAAGAUUUGAAUAAUGCUUCCCAACAACCAUUAGAAGAGAGGCUAAAAGCUCUUAUUAAUAAACACAACAUUAUGUUAUUUAUGAAAGGCACACGGGACUCACCAAGAUGUGGAUUUAGUAAAACAAUUAUUCAAAUUCUUAAUGGAACUGGGGCACAAUAUGAUACAUUUGAUAUUUUAACAGAUGAAGAGGUUCGUCAAGGGUUGAAAACCUAUUCGGAUUGGCCAACCUACCCUCAGUUAUAUGUAAAGGGAGAAUUAAUUGGUGGAUUAGACAUAAUUAAAGAAUUGCAAGAAAGUGGAGACCUUGAGUCUACUUUAAAUGCUUAAUUUUGCUUAUCAGUACAAUGUAGCUCAUUUUUUUAUUUAUUUUAAUAAAGGUUUGUAAUUAAA